UGGUCCUAGUUUAUACUGGAUAUUUUGGUGUGGUACCCUGGCAAAUGCCCGGGAUGGACUCACCUCCGACGCUUUUCACGCAAUUUAAUGGAAAUCCUUGUCGCUUUACGUGUUAUCUAACAUACAAUAAAAGCCAACUACACGGCAGUGAUGGAGUAUUGUUUCACAAUCGCGAUUUACCUUCAACAAGAGACCUAAUGUCACUAAACAGAACUAAAAAGCAAAGAUGGAUGAUAUUUGGGCUGGAAAAUCCAAUGAACGUUCCAAGCCACGUUUCRAAUUUGAAUGGGAUAUUCAACUGGACUAUGAUGUACACUCGAAAUUCUGAUAUUUUCAGUACGUACGGGCUUUACAGGAAUCUCUCACCUAACGAAGUCCCAGAAAAUUACACUGACUACUCUAAGGGAAAACACAGACUUGUCGCGGUGGCUUUAAGCAAUUGCGGAAAACCAAGAGACAGGAUUGUGGCGAGGCUCACAGAGCUUCUUCCUGUGGCCAUAUUUGGACGAUGCAGUCGUCAUUUUCCAUUGAGAAAUAAUGCUGGAGAGCAAUGUCCAAAAGGGUCAUCCGUGUGCUCAAGUACACUCAGGAAGUUCAAAUUUUACCUUUCCUUUGAAAAUGCGCUCUGCAAGGAUUACAUAACUGAGAAGUACUGGGAAACGCCUUUCUUCCACGAUAUAGUACCAAUCGUCUACGGAUCCAACUACGAUUCUAAGAAUUCUAUUCCUGGUUCUUACAUCAAUGUUUUUGAUUUCCCUUCAGUUGAAGCGCUAGCGAAAUAUAUUCAAUUCCUGGACAAGAAUGACACKGCAUACAAUGAGUAUUUCAGCUGGAAGAGAAAAUAUCAGCGAAUUGAUCCCAACUGGGCUUGUCAACUGUGUGCAGACCUUCACAAUGAGAAUUUACCAGAAAAAGUACACAAGGAUCUGAGAGACUAUUGGAUAGAAAAAGACUCGUGCUCACAGAAUGAGGAUGCAUUGGUUGAUGACUUAGUAAAUGGGAAAAGGCAAGAGGGAAGUUCCAGUGGUUUAGACRGCAUAGACGAUGACGUAGAGAUCUUAGUGGAUGGUGGUGGGAAUCCGAUCGUACCUUUGUCAGGRUCUGAAUGGGAUUUUAAGUAGUAAGAAUAUAGGCAUUUUGCAUGAAACGUUCACAUGGUAGAAAAUCCGCCAAACCGGAUGACAAAAGAAUCUCAAAAGCAAAAGGAACGCAGCUUGUCAAGCUUGACUUUUCUUUGUUUUGCACAUCCCAAUGGGUAUAUUUUGCCCAUGCAAAAGGCCUAUUACUUGAGA
Exaiptasia diaphana is the source of this 1292-nucleotide messenger RNA. Its product is annotated as alpha-(1,3)-fucosyltransferase 5-like. Bases 45 to 1121 code for a protein of 358 amino acids. The transcript has a single exon. Gene Ontology annotation, molecular function: alpha-(1->3)-fucosyltransferase activity. The record is from RefSeq and is a predicted model, not a curated record. Gene Ontology annotation, cellular component: membrane. Lineage: Eukaryota; Metazoa; Cnidaria; Anthozoa; Actiniaria; Aiptasiidae.